This is a messenger RNA of Schistosoma mattheei, 949 nucleotides long. NCBI's taxonomy places the organism in Eukaryota, Metazoa, Platyhelminthes, Trematoda, Strigeidida, Schistosomatidae. The record is from the annotation of a GenBank genome assembly.
GGAAUGACUACCUCUGCUUAGGCCGUUCAAGGUCGUUAAAGCGAAAGGGUGGGCAGAUUCGAACGGCUCUAACGUUUUAACCGUGCAUAUAUGUAUUUACGAGAUACCUGUUACGUGCAAGUUAAACCAGAAACAAUCAUUUCCAGUGUGUGAAGGCUUGAAUUUAUUCAACUUCAACAGGUACCCCUCACACUAUGUCAACGUCUAAUAUUUUGCUAGUUACAGGGAGGCCAGGUAUCGGUAAAACCACUUUGGUUUCUCAUGUUUUUGAAGAGCUUCUUAAAAAUGGUAUACAGGCAGUUGGUUUUAAGACAGAAGAAGUUCGACAGUUCUAUUCAGGAAAGUCUACUCGUUUUGGAUUUGAUGUAGUUCUAUUCGAUGCAUCUCGAACAUAUCCUAGAGCUUCAUUAGCUCGCCUAAUUAACCAUUCAAGUCAACAAGUACAACAUCAACCUCGUGUUGGUCAGUACCUAGUAAAUAUAUCAUCGUUUGAGAGUUUAGCUAUUCCUUGUUUACAGUCUAUUAUAAACGAUUUGGAAAACGUUUCUUCCAUUAACAAUGUAAGAAAAAAUGAUUUAGUAGUCUGUAUCAUUGACGAAAUUGGUAAAAUGGAGCUAUGCUCAUCAAAGUUCACUUAUCUAAUUGAAAAGUUGAUUUCAUCAAUUUCGAAUUUACCUACAAAUGGUCAACGUGAUAUAAAACAUCCUACAGUUGUUCUUUUGGCUACUGUACCAUCACCGAAAAGACAAGAUGGUACACGUGGUAUUCCGUUGGUCGAUCAUAUCUGUUCAAUGAAGGAGGCUUCGAUAAUAGAGAUUGAUCUAUCAAAUCGUGAUGAGAUUAUUCAAGAAAUAAUGAAAAGAAUAUUAAAAUGUAAAUCUUCAUAGAUUGGUAAUACUUUAUGUUUUGUGAUUGGUUCACAAGGAUUUCAUGAAAGAAGAAGCUUCGU